CCGCUGGAUAAAGCGGAGGAGGAGACGGCGGUCCGUGUGGUUUGAGCUCAGAAUCUCAGGACGGGAACAUGUGAGCGGGGAAUGGGCGACUGGAAACAGGAUUAUUGUUGUACACAGCAGAGAGACGCAGGAGGGGCCCGGGACAGGAGAUAAACGGGGACACUGUGACACAUACAAGGACCUUUUUUCACUUUUUGAUUUUUGCGCAUCAGUGAUAUUUGAGGAUUACCUGUUCCAAAGAUGAACACCAUCGUGUUUAACAAGCUGAGCAGCCAGGUCCUGUUUGAGGAGAAGGCGAAAGAAGUGGAAAUGAGCAGCAGAAAUUAUCUGGAAGUCAUCGACGGGCAACAUCCAGACCUCCUCUCCAGCAACCAGACCAUCAGAGACAACCAGGGCAUCAGACACAGACGGAGCGGAGGUCGUCCCAGCGGCGGCAAGGUGCGACACAAGCGUCAGGCUCUGCAGGACAUGGCGCGGCCGCUCAAACAGUGGCUCUACAAGCACCGAGACAACCCCUACCCCACCAAGACGGAGAAAAUCCUCCUGGCCCUUGGCUCACAAAUGACCCUGGUCCAGGUUUCAAACUGGUUCGCUAAUGCCAGGAGGCGACUGAAGAACACGGUGAGGCAGCCAGACCUGAGCUGGGCGCUGCGGAUUAAACUCUACAACAAAUAUGUGCAGGGCAACGCCGAGAGGCUGAGCGUCAGCAGUGAUGACAGCUGCUCAGAAGACGGGGACAACCCUCAGAGGGCACAGAGCAGCCCAGAGGAGCUCAACAAGCCGAUGUACCAGAGCGUGAUCAAGAAGGAGGGCUCCUCCAUGGUGGGCAUGGCCAUGGGCAUGGGCAUGGGCAUGGGGAUGGGAAUGGGUGCAGGGCUUCGUUCGGCCGCCGAAGCCGCUUCACUCGCUGAGGACUAUGUGUCUCCACCCAAGUACAAGAGCAGCCUGCUGCACCGCUACCUGAACGACUCGCUGCGCCAUGUCAUGGUAGCCAACGCCGUCAUGGACGCUCGCAAGAGGAACCACUCCGGCUCCUUUAGCUCCAACGAGUAUGACGACGAGCUGCUCUCGCCAUCCUCCUCUGAGGCCGAGGCAAACUUUGUUUAUCGGGCUGAAACCACAGAGCACGGAUCGAGUAAAUGUGACAACAGCAGCGGUGGCGUCGUAGCUGCGCAGAAGGAGAAGGUGAAGGGCAAAGACGAGACGUACUGGAGGGAGAUCAACGCCGCCAUGGCCUUGACCAACUUGGCGCAGGGGAAGGACAGCGCCUCCGGGACCACCAGCUGCAUCAUCCAGAAGUCGUCCCAUAUAGCAGAGAUCAAGACUGUGAAAGUGCCGCUGGUGCAGAAAUACUAGCUCCUGACGUCAUCCUACCAGCUCUCUAUGCAAAAACCUGCAAACAUUCCUGCUCUGGAGUCCAAAUAAACUCCCCCGCGCUGGGAAGAAGGAGAGAAAAACUCUCUUUAAAAGUGCAAAAAGAGGCCUUGACCAUCAUGUUUUUUUUGCUGGCUUGAUGUGUGACAGACAAGCGUUGAUGAUGCAGUAUUUCCAACAAAAAGACACUUUUGUAAUGUUAACUUAUUUUUGUGAUUAUUUUUUAUUUCUUCUUUUUUAUUCUACAAAAUUUGUACUUUGCCAAAGUGCCUUUCUUAUUUUUAGACUCUCCGACUGUGGUCAAUGCAAACUUCCAGAUGCUUUUGUGCCUCUUUUACAAAGAAAAGAGUCAUGAUUCAGGAGAUUUGUGAAUGAAACUCCUCCUUAAGAGUCAUCCUGUGCCUACAUGACUGAAUGAGCUCACUCUUGCAAACAUUAAUGAAGCACUCAAAGAACACACCCAGCAGUAUUUCCCUGAAGAUGCCUGUUUUGACUGGAGUCGUCAUUUUGACUGUAAACUGAACACUGUUUUGUCUGAGUCCGCCUCUUGUUGCUGGCAGGACAGCAAUGCCUAGAUAAGUUCCCAACAUUCGAUAAGCAGCCAGCUUGUCCACAUGUCGGCCUUGGAUUUCAUCAACCAGCGAAGGAUUUUCGGUACAGAAACGUGCACAAACGCUCAGCUGGACCCAGUGAAGUCACGUUCACUACGUAGAUCUUCUUAAGGCUCAGCUCGGUAUCUCUUAAACAGAAGAAUGCCAUGACCUAAAAGGGAUGUUUUCGCUUUGCAUUAUCAGUGUUUUUUCUCUGUUGCCUUCUCACAUGUUAGUGCUCAGAACAAGAUAGACUGGAGUGAAUGAGAAAAGCCACCCUUGCCGUUUGAUCCUCAGCCCUCUCAGCUGUUUAACAUUACAUUUAAAUUGCUGUUUACAAGAAGCCAGAGGAGACUUAAACGUUUGACUUUCUCCCUUUUUUUCUUGGUUUGUCUUCAAAAAUACAUUCCAGUAUUAUCUAUGUGUCGGCCAAGCAAGUGUUCAGAGUAUUUGUUUCUGUCAGUCUAUAUUUGUGAGGUCGUUUUUGUUUUUAAUCAGAACUUUUGUACUCGGUUUCACUCAACCAUGUGGCAUUAAGGGCUUCUUUCGUCAUCCAGUGGAAAGAAUCUCUUCUACAGAGUAGUCUUGUAUGGUGCAUAUGUUAGAAACGUUUGUAGCAAAGGAAGCCAAGUUUUGGGGAAAUGAAGUCGGACUUGUGGGAGAAGUGAAGUUGGCGCUCUGUGCUGACUUUUUAAUUUUAUGUAUAUCUUUAAGGUACUGUUUAUGUGUGUCAAAAUGUACACUCCUUCAUGAAUGGUGCAGUUUUUUUUAUUUUGAACUUGCUGCACAAAGAGACUUUUUUUACCCUUUCUGUGUCUUGAAUGUGCAAACUGUUUUUUAAAAUGAAGCUGCACUUGCAAUUGUGGUUUUUACCAGAAAACACAGCCUCCAUUUAGAAGUUUUAGUAAAAGUGAAAGAAAUGAAGGACAAGCCUGUAUUAUUCCUGUUAGCGUGCCUAUGGAUGUAUAAUGAAAUCAAUCGCACUAGCCAAUCCCCAGGCACUAUUUGCUUAUGCAGCGGGGGUUUUCAGGCUCCCACAUGUGUUUUUUAUACACCUGAUCCAGGCAGGGUAGCUGCAGGGUAGUGCCGGGCAGGCCGCCUUGUGUUUCUAAUCGCACCUCUGAACCUCUGGACCACUCAAGACCCUCACACCUCACACGAUACUGGCUCACUGGGAGAAGGAGCGAGGGAACGAGGCUCUAGAGACGACAGGGCGGCCUCUGUUGAUUCUACCUGCAGGAACCCCCCAACAACGACACUACGAGUACUAGCAGAGAGCCUCCUACAGCCCAGACUUUGGUACUGUACACGCCUUUCCCUCUACCAUUGCUGACAAAUGGGAAGUCACGGUAUGCAUUAAAGCCUAUAAAUUAUUACUACAGACUUUGUAAAAACAAAGAAAGUUUGUUUUUUAUUGUUAAGUUAUAUAAAUUGAGAUUUUUCUUUUUGUUUGUUUUGAUAGAGACUGGAUUUCCAAUCCAAUGACCAAAUGCAUAUCUCUUUGUUGCUCUCAUGUAAAAAUUCUUUUAUAAAAACAGAUGUUUCAUGGUCAAAGCAAUGAAUA
Cheilinus undulatus (humphead wrasse) is the source of this 3528-nucleotide messenger RNA. RefSeq names its product mohawk homeobox a (gene mkxa). The coding region runs from base 241 to 1356 and encodes 371 amino acids. Gene Ontology annotation, cellular component: nucleus. Lineage: Eukaryota; Metazoa; Chordata; Actinopteri; Labriformes; Labridae. Gene Ontology annotation, biological process: regulation of transcription by RNA polymerase II; muscle organ development; cell development. The record is from RefSeq and is a predicted model, not a curated record. Gene Ontology annotation, molecular function: RNA polymerase II cis-regulatory region sequence-specific DNA binding; DNA-binding transcription factor activity, RNA polymerase II-specific. The transcript is spliced from 7 exons.